Messenger RNA from Pomacea canaliculata, 2675 nucleotides. Its product is annotated as Rieske domain-containing protein-like. The record is from RefSeq and is a predicted model, not a curated record. The coding region runs from base 96 to 551 and encodes 151 amino acids. Gene Ontology annotation, molecular function: 2 iron, 2 sulfur cluster binding. Lineage: Eukaryota; Metazoa; Mollusca; Gastropoda; Architaenioglossa; Ampullariidae. The transcript is spliced from 3 exons.
CUCGUGCGUCAUGUAGUGAUGUACGCCAAUUUUGUUUACAAACAUUAAAGCAUGCCUAUGUUGGACCCGGUGACUGAUUUCAGCGGAAAAAAGAAAUGGAAGAUAAAAUCUUUAUUCGCGUGCUAAAAGUUAAUUUUUCAGAUCUUCCAGAUUGGUCAAAUCCACAGAUUAAAUAUCAUAAUAUGUCAGAAAUGAACUGCAAUGAAGAUCAACCAGCAUUAAAGAGGAUAGGUACUCGGGUAGAAUGCAAUGACAUUGUUAUUGCACUGUUCAGAGUCCACAGUAACGUAUAUGCCAUACAAGACAAAUGCCCACAUUUAGGUGAGCCCCUACACUUAGGAGAUAUUGAAGAUAUGCCAGGUGAAGGAUUUUGUGUGAGGUGUCCUUGGCACAAAUGGUGUUUUGGCCUAGACUCUGGCAAAGUCAUAUUCCCACCUGGACGGAAAGAGUGUGCAUUAACCUUUCCAGUCAAGGUGGAACCUGAUGGCACUAUUUAUAUUGGAUUUGAGAAGUUUUCUGAUUCCUAUUUUGACACCAAUGGAGAUUUUUAAGAUACAAAUAUUGAAAACUUGAUGGGCAGUAGGGGUUGGGCGGGGGGAGAAAUCCUGCUUAUUCUUUUUGUGGUAUGGAAUAUUUCUGAGACAGCUGAAGUGAUGAAGUUAAAUUACUGAGAUCUUCAUAACAAUGGGGGAACCUGUUGUACCUGAAGCAUUGUAUAACUUUGUGAAAUUUGUUUACUGAAUCUUCCUUAUCCCCAAUAUGAUCCUUUUAGAUCAAUAAUCAUUCACUUUCAUUGUUUUAUUAUUAAACAAGAAAGUACAGAGGACUAUGCAUCUGUCAGAAAAGGAAAAUGUAACGACAGCUUUGAACACUAUAAUAUAUAGAGGCUGCUGUGAAGUUUGGUGUAAUAAGCAAAGCUGCUUUUUUAAGAUAAUUGUUUUAUUGCUGUAAAAGAAUGCUUGGAGAAUCCAGUGUGUUUUGGAGAAAAUCCAUUGAAGUAUAUUGUUUUAUCAGUGAGUUUUAUGUCACAUGAAGGUCAAGGUUGUGAUGUACAUUACAAGAAAGGUCAAGGUUGUGCUGCACUCAAGAAUGUUGAGUCAUGUGUUUGCUGUUGGCUUCAGAUGAUAGACUUUAAUUUGCUGUCAUGUAACUCCAUUUUUUUCCAUCUAAAGAAUUUUAUCACAAUGACCCAUUCCAGUGUUGAAUGGGGGCUUUUAAAGUGAAAGUCAUUUGCUCUUUAGAAAGCAACAUUACAGAUCUUAAACAAUCAUUAUUAACCCUUAUUAGCAAUAUUAUUUUCCCAAACAUAAAGUUUUUCUGUGCUGAAUAUCCAUUCCCACUGAGAACUUGGUGGACAUAUUAUUGAUUCUUGUUGCUCAUAAAAAAACUUAUGUGUUAAUUCUGUGAACCAGAUUUUCCGUUAGAAGAAGGUAUAUAGGUAGCAUGGCAUUUGAGAAUAGUUAGCAGGAAAGGGUUUCACUUUUUAAUUUGUUCAACUUUUUCUGAUAAAGUUUCUUUAAUUAGGGCUGGUGGGGAAGUAUACGAUAGUACUGAAGACAUAAUUGAUCUGAUGUCCUGACAUUCAAUCUAUUUUAUUAAAAUAACAUAAAGCAUGAAGAGCACUUACAACAAAACAUCAUACUUUUCCCUACAUCAAACAUGCCAUUUGAAUCUGCUUAAACUUUUUUAAAUUUGUGGGGUAUUAUUUUCAUUUAAAAGCUAGUCAUCACUUCAAAGAACAGUUUGCUAGUUGCCCUGCUCUUUUGACCGUAAAAUAGGGUUAUAUUGCUUGUAGCCAGUCAAGUGUAUAUGAGGAAUGGUGGCAGGCAUGUGAGUUACUGUUCUUAGACUCAGUGUGGCAUUGUGAUAUAUUUUUUUAACAUUUAAUGGCACAUGUUUACACAUUUAAUUCCAGUAUUACAUGUUUGCAUUUCAAAACGUACAUGGUGCUGUGAAUGUUUUUGUUGCUAAUUUUUAUUUUUCUGUUGAAUUUAACUCAUUUGCAUAAAAUACUGAAUUCUAUGCUUUUGUUUUUUUCUCAGAUUUAUGAACAGUACGCAACACACAUAUCUUUGCAUGUGUAGGGUUAGGAAUACUGGUCCUGUGUUUAGUAUCACAUCGAGCGAUGCAGCUUUUUUUUUUCUAAUAAAAACCAUGACAGGCGGCAGCAAAUUGUAAGGAGUUCACUGGGUAGUCCCAAUAAUCAUCAUCAUCAUCAUCAUUUUUUUUUUACCACCCCUGAAAUGAAGUAGCCAUGUAUAAGUGCAGGGAUGAGGAGGAAGGAAGAUCUGGGAGAACCUUAAUCCAGUGACUGAUUCAAAGUCAAACAUACUAAUCACCAUUUAUGCUGCCUCCUGAGUCAACUUGCCACAAGUACAGAUGUCAGCAGUUCAACGAUUGUAUAUUUUUUGGUCAUCAAAGUACCUAUUUGCUAUUGAGAUUUUUUUAAUCGGAAGUACAAUUUACUAAAAGUUAAAUAUGCAGUGUAUGACUAUUUCUAGUCAUUUACUUCUAAUAACAGAUCAUGUGAGAAUUUUACAAUCUGUGUUGCUCCUGUUUCAAGUACUUAUUGCUUUUUUUUUCUUAUUUGAAAGGAUAUCAAAGACAGUGUCUUAUUUCAUUUUUACUGUUCAAAGUGGUUCAAAGUAUUCUAGUCAAUAAAAGAUGAUUUUCAA